CUGAGUGAUCUACGUAUUUAAUUUGCAAGUGUUGUGGACCUGGUUACCGAAUUACGACCAUCGAGAUAAUGAAGUUAGCAGUUUUGCUGGUUGUCGGCGUUAUCGCCAAUGUAUAUGGCGAUGAACCUGAACCUAUCGUGGGUGGAAAUAUGGCUUCACAAGGACAAUUUCCACAUCAAGUCUCCCUUCAGGAAAACGGCUACCAUAAUUGCGGGGGAUCUAUUAUUAGCGACAGACAUAUCGUUACUGCUGCUCAUUGCAUAUCUCAAAAUAGUGCGAGAACCAUGACAGUUGUGACUGGAACAAAUAAUCUACAAAAUGGUGGUCAAGUACAUCGAGUCAAGUGUAUUCAAGUGCAUGAAGGAUAUAUCCCGAAUAUCUUUGCGAACGAUAUCGCUUUGAUCACUUUGGCACAACCGAUGACCUUCCACGGUCUACAAAGGCCAAUUUCUCUAGCGAGUGCAGAUUAUGCCACUGGCCAAACUCAUUGUAUGAUAAGCGGAUGGGGAAGGCUCGGCGCAAAUGCAAAUAUGCCGACAAUGCUUCAGUACGUCGAUACGAUGGCGCUGACCCGUAACGAUUGUGUAAGAGCGCAUCCACGCACUACUGCUAAACAGAUAUGUACCUUUAACAGCUAUGGAAAAGGUGCCUGCAUGGGUGACAGCGGCGGUCCUCUCAUUUGUAAUGGUCAACUUGUUGGUGUCGUGUCCUUUGGCAGACCCUGUGCUGUGGGUGUACCCGACGUAUUUACUAAUGUUGCCUAUUAUAGAGAUUGGAUUCAGCAACGUCAACAGAUGUGCUGAUUAUUCGAAUAAUCACAGUCGACCGGAGAUCUAUAUUUCAGACAUUAUCUAGAAUUUUUAGUUGCAGCGUGUGAAACGCGUUGCUAACGUUAUUAAUAUGUAGAAAUAGAAAUCAUAUAGAAGCAUAAAGUAAACAAUAAAAAAAUAUUAUUU
This is a messenger RNA of Odontomachus brunneus, 956 nucleotides long. Its product is annotated as chymotrypsin-1-like. The record is from RefSeq and is a predicted model, not a curated record. Gene Ontology annotation, molecular function: serine-type endopeptidase activity. The transcript is spliced from 5 exons. Bases 69 to 803 code for a protein of 244 amino acids. Lineage: Eukaryota; Metazoa; Arthropoda; Insecta; Hymenoptera; Formicidae. Gene Ontology annotation, biological process: proteolysis.